AAAGAUUCUGUUUCUGCUACCAAGGUCCAGAGAUUCCAAAAGCCCAGUUCCUUGACAGAAUCAAUUCUGGGGGUGGUUUUAGGACUGAGCUCCCUGCCCAUGGUCCCGGGGCGCACGCGAGGGAGCCCGUCGGGUUGGCGUCUGCCUUCACAUUUCAGGUGAUGGGCGUGUGGCUCCUUGAUUCCACUUGACCCCUUGAGUACCUUCAAUGACUGGCGUCAGGGUCACCCCUGCUGCUGUCCCUGGAGCAUGUCUGCCACACACAGUCAUGUCCCCUCUGCUCCGGCCAGGGACAACAGAGUCUCUUCAGCCCUGGAGCUGCCCCAGCGUUUGAAGCAGAGCCCGAGGGAGGGCCCGGGGAGCCGGGGGGAGGAGGCGCAGCACCUGCUGGGCAGCACGGCGGCAGUCCAGACCCUGGCCAAUGUCAUCCGGCCUUGCUACGGCCCGCAUGGCCGGCAGAAGCUGCUGGUGACCACCAAGGGGGAAACAGUGUGCACGGGGCAUGCCGCUGCCAUCCUCAGGGCCCUGGAGCUGGAGCACCCAGUGGCCUGGUUCCUCCGGGAGGCGGCCCAAACGCAGGCAGAGAACAGUGGGGACGGCACGUCCUUCGUGGUCCUCCUGACGGAAGCCCUGCUGGAGCAGGCAGAGCAGCUCCUGGGGGCCGGCCUGCCUCGCCCCCAGCUCCGGGAGGCCUACGCCGCAGCCAUGGCGGAGGUCCUGAGCACACUGCCCACGCUGGCCAUCCGCUCUCUAGGCCCCUUGGAAGAUCCGUCCUGGGCUCUCUAUUCUGUGAUGAACACCCACACCCUGUCGCACACGCACUACUUGACCAAGCUGGUGGCCCACGCGUGCUGGGCUGCCAGGGAGCUGGAUGGCAGCUUCAGGGCUGAGCAAGUCGGGGUGUGCACGCUGCAAGGCGGGACGCCGGAGGACUCCUGCCUCCUCCCGGGGCUGGUGAUGUCUGGGAAGCCCUGUGGGCAAAUGACCUUCGUGCUAAGUGGGGCCAGGGUGGCUCUCUUUGCUUGCCCCUUUGGUCCUGCCAAUUCAAACGCACUGGCAACUGCCCGUCUCUCUAGUUCUGCUGACCUGGCGAGAUUUAGGACCGGAAGCGAGCAGUUAACAGAAAAGCAAGUGGGCCAGCUGGCAGCCAUGAAUAUCAACGUGGCGGUGGUGUGGGGAGACAUCGAUGAGGACACCCUCACGCUGGCGGACCAGCACGGCAUCAUGGUGAUCCAGGCCCGGUCCCGGGCGCAGUUGGCCUACCUCAGCAGGGUGUUCGGCACACCCCUGCUGCUUCAUCUGAUCCCUCCCCAGAAUCCCGGGAGGUGCCACAGGGUUUACAGACAGGAGCUGGGAGGAGAUUCGGCCGUGGUGUUUGAGUGGGAAGGCACAGGCACCCCUGCCCUCACGCUGGUCCUCAGGGGAGCCACCUCGCAGGGGCUGCGGGGCGCGGAGCAGGCUGUCUACCACGGCAUCGAUGCCUACUUCCAGCUGUGCCAGGAUCCCAGGCUGAUUCCAGGCGCCGGGGCCACAGAGAUGGCUCUGGCGAAAAUGCUGUUGGACAAAGGAAGCAAACUGGAAGGGCUGAAAGGCCCUGUGUUCCUAGCGUUUGCCCGGGCCCUGAGGGUGCUUCCUACAACCUUGGCGGAGAAUGCAGGCUUGGUGGCCUCGGAGGUGAUGGCAGAGAUGACUGGAGCCCACCAAGUUGGGAACUUCCUCAUUGGAGUGGGAGCCGAAGGGAUAAUAAACGCGUCCCGGGAAGGGGUGUGGGACACCCUCACGGCCAAAGCCCAAGCACUCCGAGCAGUAGCUGAGGUCGUGCUGCAGCUCCUGACUGUAGAUGACAUUGUAAUGGCCAAGAAAAGUCCCACACUUAUGCAGGGCUGGCCUCCUGACUUUAAGACGACAAACAAACACCCAUCUCCUAUGAAGAAAGAAAAUAUAAAAAUCCUUGGAACAAAAAAGCAACAACAUUUUCAAUAAAACGGGAGCUGCCAAGGAGGGCAGAAUCACCCCGAAAAUGGA
This is a messenger RNA of Microcebus murinus (gray mouse lemur), 2025 nucleotides long. RefSeq names its product chaperonin containing TCP1 subunit 8 like 2 (gene CCT8L2). NCBI's taxonomy places the organism in Eukaryota, Metazoa, Chordata, Mammalia, Primates, Cheirogaleidae. Gene Ontology annotation, molecular function: ATP binding; ATP-dependent protein folding chaperone. The record is from RefSeq and is a predicted model, not a curated record.